AUGAAGGGUGAAAUAAAGCAGCCUGCCGAACUGGAAGUAGGGAAUGCUACUGCUUCUGAUAAACUCGCUAAUGGGUUCCCCAAUGAGGGUGAUGCCCAAAAAGAUGUUGAUCAAUUGACCUUAGAGGAUAUACGUGAGCAGAUACGUUACAUUGAAAAGGCUGUUGCAACAAAAGAACUUAAUUAUAUCAGUCGAGUUGUACGCAGUAUUGUUCCGUUGCGCCGAAAACUGAACCACAAUGUCCUGCGAGGUCUGGUUCAAGGCUACUUCCCCAAUCCUUCACCCCAGAAGACAUACUUUAUGGAAUUCUUGCCUGAGGCUAUGGAUACAGACUGCUCAGUAUCGCCAUUUAGACCGCGUUCAGGAAAAGCAAACACUCCGUUAUUGCCCGAGGUUGAGGUCUAUCUCCACCUGCUACUGCUUAUUUUCCUGAUUGACGAACAUCAUUACGACGAGGUGAGUAGAUCAUGA
Echinostoma caproni is the source of this 471-nucleotide messenger RNA. NCBI's taxonomy places the organism in Eukaryota, Metazoa, Platyhelminthes, Trematoda, Plagiorchiida, Echinostomatidae. The record is from the annotation of a GenBank genome assembly.